AUGAUACUGAUACUCAAAAACAGUCGUUUAUUUAUAUCUUUUUUCAGUUACCGGAAAAGUGCGCAGAAACUGAAAAAAAUGAUAAGGCAUAAGCCAGUAUCUGCUAGGGAACGGGUCAUACGAUACACUGAAUUCGUUAUAAAAUAUGGUCCAUUCGACAACUUUAACACUGCUGGUUCUGAGCUAAACAUUUUCCAGUACUUCCUCGUGGAUGUUUUGCUUAUGAUAGUGCCAUUCGGUUUACUGAUAAUCAGCGAGUCUUGCAUUACACGUAUUCUUUUUAUUUUGUUCGGUUUUUUCGAAAAUCCUCAUUCGACGUUUUUUCGGUGA
Cercopithifilaria johnstoni is the source of this 330-nucleotide messenger RNA. Lineage: Eukaryota; Metazoa; Nematoda; Chromadorea; Rhabditida; Onchocercidae. The record is from the annotation of a GenBank genome assembly.